AUGAUUUCCGUGGCAUCCUUCCGACGAGACUUUGGAUACGUUCUCGACGGCGAAGCGAUUCUACCUGCGGAUUGGCAGUCAGCCUUCAACAUCAUUGGCACAGUCGGUCAGUUCUUCGGAGGCUUUGCCUGCAGUUGGCUCGCAGACAAUAUCGGCCGCAAGAGAUCCCUCAUGAUUGGAGUCGCCAUCUGCGCCGGCGGCUGUGUUGGCGAGAUCCUUUCAAAUACCCGAGUCGCCUUUCUCUUUUCAAAGCUGAUCCUCGGACUCGGCCUUGGGUUCUACCUCACUCUCGCACCCCUGGCAUGCAGUGAGCUUGCUCCCGUCGCCCUCCGAGGCUACGCAACAGCCGGCGUCAACUUGGGCAUCGCCAUCGGUCAACUCUUGUCCAACGCAGUGGUCAAGGCCUUCGGAGAACGAUCCGACCGCUGGGCCUACCGCGGACCCUUCGCUACCCAGCUCUUCUUCGUCCUGUUCCUCGCCGCCUUCUUGCCCUUUACUCCCGAGACACCUUGGUACCUCGCACGCAAGGACAAGCUCGAAGAUGCAACCAAGUCACUCCGCAAGCUGUAUGGUCCGGCCUACGAUGUCAGCUCCAGGCUGUCGGGAAUUUUGGCAACGAUUGAGGAGGAGAACACACAUCAGACUCACGAGCUUGGUUUCAUCGACUGCUUCAGAGGUACCAACUUGCUACGCACUGGAAUUUCAACUGGCGUCUUUCUUUGCCAGCACCUGGUCGGCAUUGUCUUCGUCCUCGGGUAUUCGACAUACUUCUUUCAGCUGGCCGGCUUGGACGUCUCCAAGUCUUUCGAUCUUGGCGUAGGCGUCACUGCUUGUGGUGUUUUUGGAAACAUGGUCAGCUGGUUCGUUGUUGAGUCGUUCGGUCGGCGGAAGAUUUUUCUCUCUGGCAUGGCUUCCCUGACUGCCCUUCUGCUUCUCAUUGGCAUCAUGGAUGUCGUGCCGACUGACGCCGCCAAGUGGGUACAGGCCGCUUGCACUGUCAUCUACGCAUUUGUGUAUUUUCUCACAAUCGGUGCCAUGGCUUUUGCCAUUCUUGGAGAAGCUUCCAGCACGGCACUGCGUGCAAAGACUAUGGCUCUGGCCACCGCGACCCAGGCUGUAUGCGGUCUAGCCAUGAAUUUUGCGAUCCCUUACAUGGUCAACCCUGACGAAGGGAACUUGAAGGGCAAAGUCGGCUUCAUCUUCGGCGGUUUGGCCUUCAUUGGCACCAUUGGAAGCUUCUUCUAUGUACCGGAACUCAAGGGAAAGACCUUCGACGAGAUUGACCGUCUUUUUGCGGCAAAGGUGCCACCUAGGCGGAUGGGAGACAUGUAG
This is a messenger RNA of Colletotrichum spaethianum, 1332 nucleotides long. Its product is annotated as major facilitator-type transporter ecdC. The coding region runs from base 1 to 1332 and encodes 443 amino acids. NCBI's taxonomy places the organism in Eukaryota, Fungi, Ascomycota, Sordariomycetes, Glomerellales, Glomerellaceae. Gene Ontology annotation, cellular component: membrane. The transcript is spliced from 2 exons. The record is from RefSeq and is a predicted model, not a curated record. Gene Ontology annotation, molecular function: carbohydrate:proton symporter activity. Gene Ontology annotation, biological process: transmembrane transport; carbohydrate transport.